AGAUAGGACUUCCUCCCCGAUUCGCAAAGUGAAGUCACUUCCCAAAAUUAGCUGAAAAAAAGUUUCAUCCGGUUAACUGUCUCUUUUUCGCUCCGCUACAACAACAAACGUGCACAGGGGAGCGAGGGCAGGGCGCUCGCAGGGGGCACUCGCUGAGGGCCCAGGGCGCCAGGGAGGCCGCGCCGGGCUAAUCCGAAGGGGCUGCAAGGUCAGGCUGUAACCGGGUCAAUGUGUGGAAUAUUGGGGGGCUCGGCUGCAGACUUGGCCAAAUGGACGGGACUAUUAAGGAGGCUCUGUCGGUGGUGAGUGACGACCAGUCCCUCUUCGACUCAACGUACGGAGCAGCAGCCCAUCUCUCCAAGGCCGACAUGACCGCCUCGGGGAGUCCUGACUAUGGGCAACCCCACAAAAUCAACCCCCUCCCGCCGCAGCAGGAGUGGAUCAACCAGCCAGUGAGGGUCAACGUCAAGCGGGAGUAUGACCACAUGAAUGGUUCCAGGGAAUCACCAGUGGACUGCAGCGUGAGCAAAUGCAGCAAGCUGGUGGGUGGAAGCGAGGCCAACCCCAUGAACUACAACAACUACAUGGAUGAGAAGAACGGCCCCCCUCCUCCCAACAUGACCACCAACGAGAGAAGAGUCAUCGUUCCCGCAGACCCCACACUGUGGACGCAGGAGCAUGUGCGGCAGUGGCUGGAGUGGGCAAUAAAGGAAUACGGCUUGAUGGAGAUCGACACGUCCUUUUUUCAGAACAUGGACGGCAAGGAGCUAUGCAAAAUGAACAAGGAGGACUUUCUCCGCGCCACCUCCGUCUACAACACGGAAGUGCUGUUGUCACACCUCAGUUACCUCAGGGAAAGUUCACUGCUGACCUACAAUACAAGCUCCCACACAGACCAGUCAUCACGGCUGAGUGUCAAAGAAGAUCCUUCUUACGACCCAGUCAGGAGAGGAGGAUGGGGCAAUAACAUGAAUUCUGGCAUCAACAAAAGUCCUCCCCUCGGAGGAGCACAGACGAUGAGCAAGAAUGCCGAGCAACGGCCCCAACCAGAUCCCUAUCAGAUCCUGGGUCCUACCAGCAGUCGUCUAGCCAACCCUGGAAGCGGGCAGAUCCAACUCUGGCAAUUCCUCCUGGAGCUCCUCUCUGACAGUGCCAACGCCAGCUGUAUCACCUGGGAGGGGACCAACGGGGAGUUCAAAAUGACGGACCCCGAUGAGGUGGCCAGGCGCUGGGGGGAGCGCAAAAGCAAGCCCAACAUGAAUUACGACAAGCUGAGCCGGGCCCUCCGAUACUACUACGAUAAAAACAUUAUGACCAAAGUGCAUGGCAAGAGGUAUGCCUACAAAUUUGACUUCCAUGGCAUCGCCCAGGCUCUGCAGCCACACCCAACCGAGUCUUCCAUGUACAAGUACCCCUCUGAUAUCUCCUACAUGCCUUCCUACCAUGCGCACCAGCAAAAGGUGAACUUUGUCCCUCCUCACCCAACCUCCAUGCCUGUCACUUCUUCCAGCUUCUUUGGAGCUGCAUCACAAUACUGGACCUCCCCAACAGGGGGAAUCUACCCCAGUCCCAACGUUCCCCGCCAUCCUAACACCCACGUGCCUUCACACUUAGGCAGCUACUACUAGCAGCUUAGUCACUGGGAGUCAUCUGGCCGAAGCCCCAGCCCUCGCACUUCCUGGAUAAUUCGGACUUCGAAGGACAUAUGUGACCUCGAAGAGAAAAUGAAACUGGAUAUGUUCUUUCUUAUUGGAUGGAACCUUUGUAUUUGCUCUUUAAAAGCAAUUUUUAAAAAGUCAGUAACUUUUGCUUCCUCUACCUGAACAAAGAAAUGAAUGAUUCUGUGGACCAGUAUGCCAGUUUGGAUUCUCAGUCUCCUCUCGUCUUAUGGGUUGACUGUUUGAUGACUGGAAUGGUUAGACUAUUAUUCUGAGAAAAAAGUUGUCUUUUUAUUAUACUUCUAUGACCAAAGCAGUUUCUUAUCAGCACACGGGUCUCGUCAUUGUAAGGUUCAGUACAAUAAAGAGCUGGGAACUUACCCACUAUGUUCUUGUUUGAGACUUAAGAAAACGGAGGUAAGAAGCUGGUAAUCUUAUUUUAGGGGGAUCUAAUUCAGUGGACGGUAACUGGAACAUUGGUUGCUAAGGCCAGUGAAGUUUUCACCCAACUGGAAAUUGAAAGAAAGAACACCUGUGCGUGUGUGUGUUUGUGUGUGUAUUUAAGAAGCCAUGAGCAUUGCAGAAAUCUCCUCAGUGGGAAACAUGCUCUCGGCUGACCACUCUCUAGAAAUAGUCAAAAUAUGAACUAAGAAUUUUUAAUACAAAUCCAGACAUUUCUGAAAGACAGAGAAAUAACUAUUUUUUCUAUGAUGACAUUGGGUCCCAGAACUUGGAAAAGUCACAGGGAUUUCUAAACAUAAGCAGAUUCGCAAACGCUGUGCGUUUGUCAGACCAUCCGACCAGGGUCAACCAAUCAAAAGGCAACUUACUGUAUAAAUUAUGCAGAGUUAUUUUCCUAUAUCUCACAGUAUUAAAAGUAAAUAAUUAAAAAUUAAAAAGAAUAAAUAAACGAGUUGACCUCGGUCACAAAUGCAAUUUUACUAUCAAAUCAGUCGUUGUUAUUUUUUUAAAUGUAAUUUGUACAUCUUUUGUCAAUCUGUACAUUUGGGCUGUUUGUACUUUUUAUAGCUUUUUUUUUUUUUUAAAGCAUAAUGUGACUAUUGCUGAAAAGAAAACAGGGCGUUCAAGUCACUGACUUCCUGGGAAAAGAAGCACUGGUUAUUUAACAAGCUUGUACAAGCAAGGGAGGGCAAUCAUUUCACUCGUAAAUGCUUUGGAGAUGUUUGUACGAAACAGUACUGCAAUCAUCACAGCUCUGAAAGCCAACCAAACCUGCCCUUGUGGAGACGAGGGAUCUUCCUGCUCUAUAUAUGCAAUAUAUUUUUAGACAUUAAAAUAUAUAUAAUUUUGCAGGUAACCGAUGACUUUUUUAACUAUAUUAAGUGCUAAGCUGACAACUGUCAAUGGAGACUAUGUUGUAAAAUAAUUUUACUAAAUAAAUUGUGCCUUCUUCUAUCA
Molecule: messenger RNA, 3077 nt
Organism: Ochotona curzoniae (black-lipped pika)
Lineage: Eukaryota; Metazoa; Chordata; Mammalia; Lagomorpha; Ochotonidae
Gene: FLI1
Product: Fli-1 proto-oncogene, ETS transcription factor
Exons: 9
Coding region: 270-1628 (452 amino acids)
Biological process (GO): cell differentiation; regulation of transcription by RNA polymerase II
Cellular component (GO): nucleus
Molecular function (GO): DNA-binding transcription factor activity, RNA polymerase II-specific; sequence-specific DNA binding
Source: RefSeq, a predicted model, not a curated record